GCAUUCUAUCAUUUCAAGCACAUUGUCGUGAGAUAUCACCUCAUCCACAGAUAUGGAGGGUCAUGUCGUUGGCGUGCUCGGCGGUGGCCAGCUCGGACGCAUGUUGGUUGAAGCAGCCAACAGACUCAACAUCAAGGUGGCUGUGCUGGACAGCGAGAACGCCCCAGCAAAGCAGAUCAACCAAAUUGCAUCAGAUUUACACGUUACUGGGUCAUUCGCCAAGGCAUCAGAUGUGAGAGACUUGGCGUCACGAUGCGAUGUGCUCACAUAUGAGAUCGAGCACGUCGAUACAAAGAUUCUGGAAGAACUAGAGGGUGAGAAGGCGCUUGUUGAUGGAACACAGUGGGGUAGAAUUCAGCCUAGCUGGAAGACGAUCCGAACGAUACAAGAUAAAUUCCUUCAGAAGCAGCACUAUGCCAAGUAUUGUUUGUCAACGGCAAAGUCGAUUGCUGUAGGCACGUCUCAUCCACAAGGCCUCAAGGAUAUUGCGGAUGAGCUUGGAUACCCGCUCAUGCUGAAAUCAAGGACAGAGGCCUACGAUGGACGAGGAAAUUACCCGGUCAGGUCAGUAUCAGAUAUUGAGCCAGCUCUCAAGGCACUUGGCGAUCGACCUCUAUAUGCGGAAAAAUGGGCCAACUUUACAAUGGAGCUUGCCGUCAUGGUCAUCAAGACGGCUCAGGACGCGAAUAUCGAUGCGUGGGAGAGUAUGACUAUGGCUUACCCGACGGUAGAAACGGUCCAUGAAGAUAGCAUCUGCAAACUGGUAUAUGCGCCUGCCAGGGGCGUCUCGAAGAAGGUGUCGCAAGCAGCGCAAGAACUCGCACGACGUGCUGUCUCUACAUUCACUGGAACCGGCGUGUUUGGUGUCGAACUAUUCCUCUUGGAAGACGACAGCCUGGUCAUCAACGAAAUCGCACCACGACCCCAUAAUUCAGGUCACUAUACGAUAGAGGCAUGCCACAUGUCUCAAUAUCAGGCUCAAGUCAGAGCAAUCUUGCCCGAAUUAGCAUCCAGGAUACCUCCCGGUUCGACCGACCUCCGUGUGCCUGCCGCUAUCAUGCUCAACAUUCUCGGCGGCCCUCUGCCAGAAUCACAUCUUCUCGUGGUGAACGCUGCUCGCGAUGUAGCUGGAGCAGAGGUACAUCUUUAUGGCAAAGGAGGCGGUCGACCAGGCCGCAAAAUGGGCCACAUUACCAUCACUGGCUCGAGUAUGUCGGAGUGCGAAGCGAAGAUUCACCCGCUUAUUCAGAUGGUCAAUGCGGUCCGCGCACAUCGUUCAGAUUCGUCGCCGGCCUCAGCGACAGCAAUCAUGAAUACGUAUGCAGAAUUGAUGAAGAGCAAUCCCACACCGCCACCGAAACCGGUGGUCGCAGUGUGCAUGGGUUCUGAUACCGAUCUGGCUACUCUGAAGGCUGGUCUUACAAUCCUGAAGACUAUGGACAUCCCAUACGAUGUGCAUAUUACCUCGGCCCAUCGUACGCCCAAGUAUAUGCUUGAAUUUGCUGAGAAGGCUGCGGCGCAAGGUUACAAGGCCAUCAUCGCCGCAGCUGGCGGUGCUGCACAUCUUCCCGGAAUGAUGGCGUCAGAAACAUCAGUGCCCGUGAUUGGUGUACCAGUCAAGGCAAGUAGCCUUGAUGGAAUGGACAGUCUGCUGAGCAUCGUACAGAUGCCACGCGGUGUGCCUGUGGCUACAGUGGGUAUUGGAAACAGCACGAAUGCAGCGAUUUUGGCUGCGCGGAUUGUCGGCACAAGCGAGACUAAGGCGCGACAAUGGGUGGAAGAACAUUUGCAGAAGAUGGAAGACGAAAACAUGGAAAAGGAGCAUCGACUUCAAAGGGAGGGAUGGGAGGUCUACAAAAAGUUGGACUCUUAGAUAUAGCGAAUUGCUUAGACGAUAUGAAAAGAAUACCAGAACAGGUGGUCCGCAACGCAC
This is a messenger RNA of Exophiala oligosperma, 1933 nucleotides long. RefSeq names its product phosphoribosylaminoimidazole carboxylase, ATPase subunit. The record is from RefSeq and is a predicted model, not a curated record. NCBI's taxonomy places the organism in Eukaryota, Fungi, Ascomycota, Eurotiomycetes, Chaetothyriales, Herpotrichiellaceae. The coding region runs from base 53 to 1873 and encodes 606 amino acids. Gene Ontology annotation, molecular function: phosphoribosylaminoimidazole carboxylase activity; metal ion binding; ATP binding. The transcript has a single exon. Gene Ontology annotation, biological process: 'de novo' IMP biosynthetic process.